Gigantopelta aegis is the source of this 2312-nucleotide messenger RNA. RefSeq lists its product as uncharacterized. Lineage: Eukaryota; Metazoa; Mollusca; Gastropoda; Neomphalida; Peltospiridae. The transcript is spliced from 8 exons. The record is from RefSeq and is a predicted model, not a curated record. Gene Ontology annotation, cellular component: cell-cell junction. Gene Ontology annotation, biological process: cell-cell adhesion. Gene Ontology annotation, molecular function: cell adhesion molecule binding. Bases 465 to 2072 code for a protein of 535 amino acids.
AGGCCGUGGUAUGUGUUAUCAUGUCUGUCCCGUGUGGAAUGGCGCGUAUAAUAUAGCGGGAUUCCUCCCUGAGACUCUAUGUCAAAAUUACCAAAUGUGCUCUAGUGGUGUCGUUAAACAAAUUCACCUUCCAGCUGAUUGCCCUUGACACACACCUCGGCUAUAUUAUAUGUCCUGUCUGUUCAGAACAGUGGGUCAAUAAUUCCAUUUCAGUGGUUAAGCCAUUAACACUCACUCUGAGCCAAUACCGAGUCGCGAACCCAGUACCUAUCGACCUUAAGGCCGAAUACCUCAACCACUACACCCGCUCGCUCUUUUGUUAGUUCGACUAGCUCUGAUAACCCCUCAGAGUGCACGUUUACGUAAUCCGACCCACUUCGCCUGGUAGAGGACACGCAUUGAAAUUUUUAAAUAUUGCUGUUUGUUUUUAAAGUGUAAAAUAGUUAUAGAUUAACAUUUCAAGCAUGUCCAACUUGGAUCACGUAGAUCGAUCGUCUAGUACAGUAUCCUCUUCUGUGAUAUUAGUCCUAUUGUUGGGAUACGUGUCAGGUCUGGAAAUCGCUCUACACGGAUCGCCGCCAGCUGUUGUUGUUGGGUCGUCCUACAGGCUGAGCUGUCUAAUCCCCGACACCGACAACACCACGGGGGACAGUACUUUCUUCAGGGGAGUCACUGCCAUGUGUUUCCUUAGGCAGUCUCCUGGUGGAUGUAGAACGGGAUCCAUUCACUGGCCGGGAUAUAGCUGCGACUGCCCUUCGGUAGCCAGUCAGCGGCGAGUUUACACAUUGAAUAUAUCAAGCCUCAAUGAGGUGGAUGGAAAGCGUUGGGGAUGUCUAUAUCGACGCGUUAAUUCCAACUUCGUAACAAUACCAGUUCGUUAUCCACCUUCUGUGACGUCAUUCACAAUAAACGCGCGGUCCGACUCUGUGACGACCGUUAAAGAGGGCGCACCUGUUAGUCUGACUUGUGACGUAAGAAGUGACCCGGUUUCAACUGUCCAAUUAACGAAAGGAUCACAGAAGUUGUAUGACCCACGGCAGUCAGGAGCUGAGUACAACUGGACAGCUGGGUGUCUGGACUCCGGGGAGUACACGUGCACUGCAGACAAUGGCAUACAGCCGUCCGACAGCAGGACUCUAAACAUGGCCGUCAAAUGUUCGCCACGAUUGGAUCAUCGGCAUGUCAAUCAAGCACUCAUGCACCUGGCGCAUGUCAAGGACAACGUAACGCUACGUGUGUUUACGAUAGCCAAUCCGCGGCCGAUAUUCAAGUGGAGAAAGUUGCAUAAUAACGUAGAGUACCGCCUUGCGUCGAGCGCGCCCACGACAUCAACGACCUCGACAGCAGUGGGCGAAUACACCCUCGUGAACGUCAACGACAGCGGCGCCUACAGAGUGUACGUGUACAACGGCGUAGAGUCUCCUCUGGUGGUAGACUUCACGGUGUCGGUGGUGGAGCAAGAUACAAAUACUGAAGAAAAACAGACACCCUUGGACUACGACGACGUGGCUAUAUCUGAAUCAUCCACGAUGUACUGGGUCAUUCCAUCUACUUUUGUCUUCGUCUUCUGCGUCGCCAUUGUUGUUGUCGUGUAUCGACGUUCACGUAACAAUAAAGAAAUUAAUACCGACCAAAGCAACUCGGGACACGAAUACAACGAACCCUACGAGAUAGAUUCUCUCCAUCUUCCGGCUCCAGCCGUGGGUAUCAGCCAGCCAGCUCACGUCUACGAUCACCUUGGAUCACGACAGAGGUCAGACUACCGGUCUCUGGACAGGCUAACUCGUGUCAGAUGUCAAACAGAUGGCGAGGACACCAAUCCGACCAGGAUGCCAAUCCCUUGUGGAGAUACCAGACGGAAGCCAAGCUAUCGGGCGCUAGUUUAUGGUCAAGAUGCCAGGCGAAGUUUGUGGAAUCCAUCUUGGCUCCCAAAUGUUGCUGAAUACGAGAGGAAUUCGGUUCAGGUGCCAUUUCUUGAUGAAAAUGUCGGAUGGAAUACAAGGAAUCCAUCGUGGGUGCUAUUUCGUGAGGAAGAUGUCAGGCCAAUGUCAUGGAAUCCAGCUAGGAUGUAACCGCUUGAUAACAAUAUCAGCUAACGUGAACCAGUGUAAACACCGGAAUAGGCAGGCUUCGUUCACUUGGACAGUUUGUGAAAGAAUCACAAAGAUUGGUUUUCCCCGACCACAUGGGUAUUCAAUGAUGUGCGUACAAGACACACAUAGAGAAGAAACCGGUGAUGUUAAGCAUAUCAAAGAGAUAAGGAAUAACCAGAUACUAAUAGCAUGUAAUAAAACAAGAUACAGAACAAUGAG